Molecule: messenger RNA, 1032 nt
Organism: Vespa mandarinia (Asian giant hornet)
Lineage: Eukaryota; Metazoa; Arthropoda; Insecta; Hymenoptera; Vespidae
Product: odorant receptor 47a-like
Biological process (GO): sensory perception of smell; detection of chemical stimulus involved in sensory perception of smell
Cellular component (GO): plasma membrane
Molecular function (GO): odorant binding; olfactory receptor activity
Source: RefSeq, a predicted model, not a curated record
AUGAAGGAAAUAGGAAUUGCAAACGUUCAUAAAUCAUUCAGCUGGAGUGCAAAACUUUUAAAAUGCAUGGGAGUAUGGCCAUUGAAAAAUUACGUUCCACUGUUUCUCUUCUUCUUUACAUAUCUUUCCCUUCAUUGUCUUCUAACAUUCGCACAUUUGUUUUUGGCUCCGAAAACAAUGGAAAACGUUGUACCAAACAUAGCAGAAAAUAUGCUAAUAACGAUGACAUUAACGAAAAUAACAAUUGCUCGAAUGAACAGAGAAGCAUUGCGUAAAUUGUUCAUGGAUAUUAAAGAGUAUUCGCUCAAUGAAAAAUAUGAAACUAAAGAGGAGAAAUUGACAUUCUUACAUUAUACUAAAUUACCCCCACGAUUUAUUGUAAUAUCGGCAUGUUCAAUGACACUAUCCGAUACAUUAUAUUAUAUUACUCGACUUGCCGAUGGAAUUCAAAUGGAUUUUCCGUCGUGUGCCAUGCGACGAUUUUCAAAGCAAAACAAUUACACGAGUUAUCAGUUGCCGUACAAAACAUUACAAAUCAUCGAUUUAAGUGACAUCAGGAUUUACACUUUGAUUUGUGCUUAUCAAAUAUUAUUCGUACCUUGUGUCGUAUUAGGUUACGUAGGAUUUGAUUGCAUGUUCGUCAAUUUGUCCAUUCAAGUAAUUGCACAGUUCUCCAUAUUGUCCUAUAAGGUGAGGACAGUAUUGAAUAAUUCUAAAAAUUAUCAUGAAGGUAUGAAGGGACUUGUACUACGACAUUAUCGAUUGAUAAGAUUUUCGGAAGGAUUGGAAGAUAAUUUUAACUUCGUGAUUAUGCAACAACUUUUGGGUACCACCAUUCAUAUCUGCAUUUCCGGUUACUUCCUGAUGACGAGUACCAAUUUUGGUAACGCCAUUUAUAAUUACGAAUGGUACGACUUACCUGCAACGGACUCGAAAUUUUUUCUUAUUUGUAUGAUAAGAACGAAGAAGCCGCAAUUUUUAACAUCUGGCAAAUUUGCCAUCCUGUCCUUGACCGUCUUCACGGACGGAUGA